UUCCGCCAUAUUCGCUGGUUUGUUUAUGGAUAAAUAACUGUUACAAAAUCUGUUUUCAUCCUUGUAAUCAGAGGAUCAAGACAAUUGCAAAGCAAUUGAAAAUGAAGCUGACAUUAUUACGGUUCUUAUGCAUAGCAUCUGUUGUUGUAUUUCACGCUAAUUGCGAUGAACAUAACCAUCUUUAUGAGGAUGGUGAAGAGGUGGUCCUAUGGAUGAACACAGUCGGUCCCUACCACAACAGGCAGGAGACAUACUCCUAUUUCUCCUUGCCAUUCUGUGUUGGACAGAAACGAGAGAUAGGGCAUUAUCACGAGACCCUGGGUGAAGCCUUGCAGGGAGUUGAGCUCGAGUUCAGUGGCCUCGACAUUGACUUCAAAGCUGAUGUUGGCAAGACCCAGUACUGUGAGGUAACUCUCUCAUCAGAAAAAUACCAAGCAUUUGUGUAUGCCGUGAAAAAUCACUAUUGGUAUCAAAUGUACAUUGAUGAUCUGCCAAUAUGGGGUAUUGUUGGCGAGAUUGAUGAAGGUGGAGAAGGCUACUACGUGUGGACCCACAAAAAGUUCGAUAUUGGUCACAAUGGAAAGCAGAUAGUUGAUGUGAACCUCACCAGUGAAGUCAAGGUCAAGUUGGCACCUGGUAUUAAAAUGCCAUUCACUUACGAGGUGAAAUGGCACAAGUCAAAUGUGAAAUACGAUGAUCGAUUCGACAAGUACUUGGAUCCAAAUUUCUUCCAACAUAGGAUUCAUUGGUUCUCUAUUUUCAACUCAUUCAUGAUGGUCAUCUUCUUGGUCGGUCUUGUCAGUAUGAUCUUGAUGAGGACGCUGAGGAAGGACUAUGCUCGUUACAGCAAGGAUGAUGACCUUGAUGAUAUGGAACGUGACCUAGGUGAUGAGUAUGGUUGGAAGCAAGUCCAUGGAGAUGUUUUCCGCCCAGCAACCCACCCCAUGUUGUUCUCUGCUCUCAUCGGAUCAGGAUACCAAAUAUUCGUGGUCUCAUUCUGUGUGAUAUUCUUGGCCAUUGUUGGAGAACUCUAUACAGAGCGUGGAUCACUGCUUAGUACAGCCAUCUUUGUGUAUGCAGCCACAUCACCGGUCAAUGGUUACUUUGGAGGAAGUUUAUAUGCCAGGAUGGGAGGAAAAGUUUGGAUCAAGCAGAUGCUGAUGAGUUCAUUCCUCGUGCCAGCCCUCGUCUGUGGUACAGCCUUCUUCAUCAACUUCAUUGCCAUAUAUUACCAUGCCUCAAGAGCUAUUCCAUUUGGAACUAUGGUGGCCGUGACGUGCAUUUGCCUCUUUGUGAUAUUACCAUUGAAUCUUGUUGGCACUGUCGUUGGGAGGAACAUGGCUGGCCAGCCCAACUACCCCUGCAGAAUCAACGCAGUGCCAAGACCUAUUCCUGAAAAGAAAUGGUUUAUGGAGCCAGCUGUGAUCACCUUUCUUGGAGGAAUCCUGCCAUUUGGAUCCAUUUUCAUUGAAAUGUAUUUCAUCUUCACAUCAUUCUGGGCAUACAAGAUCUACUAUGUGUAUGGUUUCAUGCUGCUUGUCCUAGUCAUUCUCAUCAUUGUAACCGUGUGUGUAACAAUAGUUUGCACGUAUUUCCUUCUCAACGCAGAAGAUUAUCGAUGGCAAUGGACCAGCUUUCUUGCUGCGGGAUCAACUGCAGGAUAUGUGUAUCUAUAUUCCUUUUACUACUUCUUCUUUAAAACUAAGAUGUAUGGAUUUUUCCAGACAACAUUCUAUUUUGGUUACAUGGCGUUGUUUAGUGGAGCCUUGGGAAUCAUGUGUGGCACUGUGGGUUAUAUGGGAACAAACUUCUUCGUUAGAAAGAUCUAUUCUACCGUGAAAAUUGACUAAGGCAAGUGAAGACGGAAAUUAGCAACGGACAGAGUGGACCAGCUCAAGCUGAAUAUCGGGAGAAAAAUGGAUGUGGUCUUGUGUGGUGUUUACAACGUAAGAUGGCUGUGAGAGAUUGAGAGACAAAAUGAUACUUUGGUUGGCUGUUGGAAAUUUCCAUGUGAAUUUGUUGGGAGAUUAUUUGUUGGUGUUUGGUGUGUGAAUUAGUGGAAAGUACGAGGAUCAUGGGACAGGACUAAGUGACCCAGGUUUAUGAAACAGCUCCGCUUCACUACCGUGGACUUUGUCUUUUAUGAAAGAUGUGUCUGAUUGCCGAAAAUCUGGGCUGUGCCAAACUGUCAAAAGAAGUCGAGAUCAAGUUUAGGACAAUGAUAUCAAGUCUGGUCUGGCUGAUUAAAGAAAGUUGGUUCCUUGAACUAAAAACUAAUCGGACAUGAUGCCAGAUGUUUAGGGAACCUGGGCCGAAAUCGGAAAGCCUCCAUAACAGUAUUACAGAUUGAAGUUGGACUGGUUCCUCUGUCUACUUUGUGCUGUAGCUAGCUCUUAUGGAGGCUUCUGAGAUAGGCCCAGUUUCAGAACAUUUGUUCCUUUGAAAGGAAACCAAUUAAGAAUUCUUUCUUUGUUUUUCUUUUGUAUUCUGGAAGAGUUUGGGUGUAGCCUUGGGUAGAUUUAUAAUAGCGUUUGGAACAAGCUUGGGGUGAUUAAGAUUUACCCCGCCAUGUUAACCAGUUGUAAUAAUUGUUGUAGGACAACAAAUGAUGGACUUGGUGCAAAAAUCAACGGAUUUCAUCACUAGUGUGUCAGAAUUCCUGAUGGCUGUUUUUUAUUUCAUGUAUCACGCUGUGUAGGCUCUUGACUAAGUUAAAGGGGAACUAAAUGCAGGAACCAGGAGGUCCAUUAUUGGUGGUCUCCUGAUCACUAAUAAACACUACUAGGCUACUCAAAACUGGUUUGAAUACUUCUUAUUACUGUGAGAUAACAGAGACACCUAUUGGUGACUUUGUGUAACUGAAUCUGGCCCACUUAGCUCCUGCCUGUAGAGGCCCUUUAACUUAUACUAGGUCAUAAAAGGUUGGUUAAAGCUUUAACAGUGAUAUUAGCUUUCAUCAGUUUUGUAUGAUCUCUGAACAUGCUGUGCCAGAUAAAAUAUAUAAUCAUAUUUAUUUAUUUCAAAUAACUUGGUUCCACUGCAUGGAAUCCUGUGUGUUGUCAUGCUCAUAGCAUGUGGUGCAACUUGCUUUUAACCAUUUCACAUCAGGAUUUUAUGACUUCAAAGAAGCCACUUUGUCGGUUUGGCCUAUUCCUGCACGAUAUAAUGCAGCACUUUUCCGUACAAGUUGAUUGAAAUAUGUGCAAGAAGCCUAUGUCGUUCUCAAAUCCUUAUGUGUAAUGUCUUGUGUCAAUUCCCAUAGCAAAUCAUAUGACCUUUGACUGCAGUUAAGUUUUGAACUUUCAUCACACAAAGUGCUGGUAGUUGACAUUCGACAUGUGAGAAAAAAGUACUGAACUCUCUCAAAGGAAAAGAAUUUCAUCCAUGUCUUGAUAUCGAAGUAGGAUGUGCUGUGGGCAUUGCACAUCCAAUGGUACAAUUUUGAACUCCAGUAUUGAGUAUAGAUUUGUUAAAUAUGGAUGAGUGGGUUUUCUAUAUAGUGUAAAUUCAAUUGUGUAUAUAUUAGAUCAUGCUAAUCAGGACUAUGUACUUCGCUUCAUUUCUACAGCUGAAGGACUGGUGAUACUGGCCCCGUAAAAAAAAUUUCUGCAUCUGGCAGUAACUUGUUAAUGGGUGGCUUGCCAUAUAGCCAUUGUUGCUCUGGCACCUGAACAAAGAAAUCAAGAAUUUCUCAUUUCAAGAAUUUCUAUUUGGAAUGGAAUUCUUUGCAGUAGCAAAUAGAAAUAUGGUGUGCGCCCUGUUCGUAAAUUAUAUGCCUCAAGAUGUUAAAUUGAUUCACCAGGUUGUUUACAUGUAGGUCCAUCUUUGUACAGUAUAUGAUAUAAAUGAGUUGUAAUUAUUCUCCUCUAGAAGUGAACUGGUCCCUUUUUGACAGCAUGGAAUGUUCUGACCAGUGUGAAUUGCCCGCUGUCCAAAAUUGGCUGGUGAUUGGUAGUGUGUGUGGUGUGUGACAUCUGUACAUGUAGUUAUAUUGCCAGGCAUUUCUAUAGCACACUAGACUUUCUGUUGGCCAUCUCCAUAUCUUAAGAUCGUGUACGGCACUUCCCUGGGUUUUCAAAGGACAUACUAGUAUUACUACACAUUAUACACUGUAUUUUGGGAAGCCCAACUGCAUGUGCUUUAUUCAAGGUAAACAGGUAACCAUUUCAAUGAUGCAGUUGUGUGCUAUUUAUCUAAUGUACUAGCAAGUGUCGAUUAAUCUAUGCUUGGUACUCGUAAUGUCAACGAAGUGCCAAGUAUUGUUAGGACAAAUUCAGUGUCUUUUAGUGUGUUGAGCAUGUAUUUCUUAAGAGUUUUAAGAGUGUGACCUUUAAAAAACCAGGCCUUUGUUGUCUUCUGUAAAUAUCUCAUUGUCUUGAUCACAAUUAACAUGGAUAACAAGUAUUUUGUAAAAAAAGAAUGGAAUAAUUCGUCCAUCGUUGUAUCUA
Molecule: messenger RNA, 4448 nt
Organism: Lineus longissimus
Lineage: Eukaryota; Metazoa; Nemertea; Pilidiophora; Heteronemertea; Lineidae
Product: transmembrane 9 superfamily member 3-like
Exons: 15
Coding region: 102-1850 (582 amino acids)
Biological process (GO): protein localization to membrane
Cellular component (GO): membrane
Source: RefSeq, a predicted model, not a curated record